Molecule: messenger RNA, 1137 nt
Organism: Penicillium pulvis
Lineage: Eukaryota; Fungi; Ascomycota; Eurotiomycetes; Eurotiales; Aspergillaceae
Exons: 4
Coding region: 79-1137 (352 amino acids)
Source: RefSeq, a predicted model, not a curated record
GCACUGUUCGCUAUAUGACCUGAUGACUGCCUUUUCAUUAUCAUGAGUUAAUGCCCGGUAACCUACCAUCGCUACACCAUGUCUAUUGUGAACCGAGGGUCGGAAUCAGUCUAUGAUUCCGGACCUCAGCUUCUCAGGGAUGUUUGGGCUCUUACGGCUGUUGCCAUAUUAGUCGUCAUCUUGCGAUUCAUUGCGAAAUGGAAAGUGCACAAAUUAGGGCUGGAUGAUAUACUCAUGGGAUUUGCACUGUGCUUAUCCACGGUCGGAUCUGUUAUGAUUACCCUUGGCAUCCAGCAUGGGUUCGGUCAAAAGGUUGGAGACAUUGAUGCCGAUGACGUUUCCAAAGUCAUCAUGUUCGAUUACCUCACACAGACAUUUGCGCUGGCAGGUGGGGCGUUAGGGCGGAUUUCGUUCAUUGUUUUUGUCACCGGACUACUUGUCUCCAAGCAAUGGCAUCGCGCCGUCUUUUGGGGACUGGUAGCGAUGCAGGUCCUCGUCAACUCGAUGUUUAUUAUCAUCUUAUUUGUCCAAUGCCCGGGGCACGCUUCAGCUAUCUGGGAGCAUUCCGACAAAUCGAAAUGUUGGAAUACCAAAGUGCAAGCGUACUAUGGAUAUUUCCAAGGAGCCUUCAAUUCAGCAACUGACUUGUACCUUGCUGUCUUCUCAACCUGCAUAUUCUGGACAUUGAACUUGAAGUUAAGGGUGAAGCUGGGAUUGGUUACUUUGCUUGGACUAGGAAUUUUUGCAAUGGUCGCCGCUAUCAUACGAACCGUCCAGACACGCGUGCUCGCAUCCUACGAUAUGGAUCCGACGAUUGCGACAGUAGACUACGAUCGAUGGCUGUACAUUGAGACGUAUUUGGUGAUCAUCACGGCCUCCGUACCGUUCCUCCGAUCCCUAGUACGCUCAAUAAAGAGCCAAUCAACAAGCCGGAAUACACACGAGCUAAGCUCUCCUUAUGUAGCUAGCUCCAGUACACACACGGCCCGGACUAGAAAGCGUGACUCCUCGAUGGAUGGGAAACGGAUGAUUAAUGUCUCUGAAGGCAAUGCAAGCAAUGAUGCUUUUCACAGCGAUGGACACGAUGAUAUACACGACUCACGGUAUUCAAGGGAAUCUGUUAUAAUUUGUGUUUAA